Messenger RNA from Oryzias melastigma (Indian medaka), 8396 nucleotides. Its product is annotated as adenylate cyclase type 9. Bases 1350 to 5609 code for a protein of 1419 amino acids. The record is from RefSeq and is a predicted model, not a curated record. Gene Ontology annotation, molecular function: adenylate cyclase activity. Gene Ontology annotation, biological process: intracellular signal transduction; adenylate cyclase-activating G protein-coupled receptor signaling pathway; cyclic nucleotide biosynthetic process. NCBI's taxonomy places the organism in Eukaryota, Metazoa, Chordata, Actinopteri, Beloniformes, Adrianichthyidae. The transcript is spliced from 10 exons.
GCCGCUCACACACAAACACUCACACACACACACGCCCACAGUCACUUCUCCCGGCUGCUCGCAGAAGAUGGUGGUGUCUGCUUCCCGCAGACAUUCGUCCACGAGCUUGGAAAGCGCGCGGAGCAUUUCAGCCGCCCUCGUGCUCAAAAUGGUUGGACGACGAGGUGUUCUGGUGGCUGAGUGGACGGCACGUGGGACGAAAAUGUCACAUUAGUCUCGGAUUAAAGGUGGAACGAUUAUUUGGAGGGGGGUUAUGACAACGUUUCGCCCCCCGAUCCUUCCAGGUCGAUCAAAGUGUCUGGAUCAAAGCGGCGCUCUGCCUUAACCUGUGGGACUGAGGUGUUGGGGAGGGUGUUGCAGAGAGGGGGAGGGGGGUCCCUUUAAUUACCUGCACCCGUCUGGCUUUUUCAAAGGGACACCAGGCUGUCAAACUUUUUUUUUUCUAAAUAAACGGAAGGAGCAGCGGACUUCUUCUCUCCUGCCUUUUCCUUUCCCCCCUUUUCCUUCCUGUGGACGCACGCGGGACAAUCUAGGUUGGUGACAUGUGGCGUGACUGGAUACCAAAGAGGCAUUGAUGCAGUUUAAAAACUGAAAUUGCAGCCCUGCGCAAUAAGUCCACAUAUUUUUUUUUGCUCAAAACCUUUGACUUUGAGGACACUGGAGGGUUUGGAGUGGAAAUUCUGGUCUGUUUUUAUACCUAGAGUCCCAACCAGGCCUUUUGGAACUGUUUUUUUCUUAAACCACAAAACCAUUUUUACUCUGGUCUUCCUAAUCUCUAUAUAUUUUUGUUGUUGCCUAGUGUUUCUAUGACUUUUCUCUGUUUUGUAAGCAAAAAAGGCUCAGAAAGUAUUUCUGUUUAUGCUCCAUAAAGUGAAACAAAAAGGCAAUAAUAAUACAGACUGGAAAGUAUAAACUGUUUUAUAAGGACAUUUGGUGACGUCUCCCUUUUUCCAAACUCUUUGGUAUUUUUUUUUACACUACUUUCUAUUUGAGGCGGUUUUUCAAAUAUUUUCCAAUGAGCAAAGCAAAGUGUGGGCUGCUGAAUCGUCUUGGACUGGAACAGAGCGCGCCGCAAGUAAACCUUGCAGUCUCAAGUGCUUCAAAACAGACGGGAAUGUAGAGGAAUGCAGGCAUUGACGUCAAGAGGUGCAAUAAUGAACUACUCAAAAACCCUGGAUGGUCUGCUUGCCUUGCUACAGCCCAAACCCUUCAUGUUUUUGUUUGUGCUCACACUUCUCACAUUGCCCUGAUGCAGUCGCUCACUCUGCCUUACUUCUUCAUCAGUGUUUUCAUGUAAAUGACUGUGCCUUUUCUGUCGUUUUUGAGACUUGGAUAGAGAAAGUCCCAACAUGGCAUCGCCCCAACAUCAGCAUUUGCUGCCUCACAGCACGGAGGUGAGCUGUGACUCCAGUGGAGAUGGCGGGGUCUCAGUGAAAAUUGGCGGCAGUGGCAAGCACAAGCAUGGCAUCGGGCCGCUGGGUUCAAUCGGAGGAGGCUUCAUCGGGGGAGCCAAGCACUGCAAAUAUAGCAUUUCUUCAAGCUGCAGCUCUGGAGAGUCUGGAAUGAAGAGGCCAGUGGUCAAGAGUUUUCGAGCUCAAAGGAAGAUGCCUCAACUUUUCGAGAGAUCUGCAGGCCAUUUCUGGGACCCAAAGUUCGACUCCUCCAUCCUAGAGGAGGCCUGUAGGGAACGAUGUUUCCCUCAGACCCAGCGGCGCUUCCGCUAUGUGCUUUUUUACCUGGCGACUGCUGCCUUUCUGUGGGGAUUGUAUUUUGCUGCCAAUCCUUCCCGCUGUGACAGAAUGGCGUUUCUUCUCCCUACCGCUUCUUUCUUCAUUUUCUGUUUCCUCAUCUUUCUUCUAACUUUCACCAGGCUUUACUCUCGCUGCUACAAUCAGGCAUCUCUGCUGCUCAUUCUUGCAACAUUCACCCUGACCCUAGCUCCCCAGAUUCAGACUUUUAGCUUCAAAGAAGAUGUGGAAGAAUUUAGUGGCAUGGAGACAUCCUUCAAUCAGUCCAUUGAUGCACCUUUGAGUAAUUUGACCAUCACCCGGUGUCUAUCUCCUGUAGGGACCUUUUCCCUUUGCAUUGAAGUUCUACUGUUGCUGUACAGCGUUCUGCAUGUUCGACUUUACGCUUCUGUUCUGCUUGGGUUACUCUACUCAGUGGUUUUUGAGAGUUUGGGCUGGAUGCACCUGAGCCAGGUAGAUGGAGACCUGAGCUCAGAGUGGGCGACAUUAAGAUGGUUGGGGCCAGCCAAAGCCUUGCUCCAUCUCUGCGCUCAUGCCAUUGGGAUGCAUCUGUUCAUCAUGUCUGAGGUGCGAUCACGCAGCACCUUUCUUAAAGUGGGACAAGCCAUCAUGCAUGGCAAAGAUCUGGAAGUGGAGAAGGCUUUGAAGGAGCGCAUGAUCCAUUCCGUCAUGCCCAGAAUUGUGGCUGAUGAACUGAUGAAGCAGAGUGACGAGGACAUUGGGGAUAAUUCUGCCAAGCGAUACUCCACGAGCGGGGCAGCUGCUGUCAUCUCCAGCCCAAAAAGCAACAAACGCAAGAAAACCUCCAUCCCCAGAGGCCAGAUCAUCUUCAGACCCUUCAACAUGAAACGGAUGGAGCCGGUCAGCAUUCUCUUCGCAGACAUUGUCGGCUUCACCAAAAUGUCCGCCAACAAAUCUGCCCACGCCCUAGUUGGGCUUUUGAAUGACUUAUUUGGGCGUUUUGAUAGACUUUGCGAGAUCACGGGCUGUGAAAAGAUCAGCACUUUAGGAGACUGCUAUUACUGUGUAGCCGGGUGUCCAGAACCCAGACCGAAUCAUGCCUACUGCUGCGUAGAGAUGGGCCUGGGGAUGAUUCAAGCAAUUGAGCAGUUUUGCCAAGAGAAGAGGGAAAUGGUCAACAUGAGGGUGGGGGUUCACACCGGCACAGUGCUGUGUGGCAUCCUGGGCAUGAAGCGCUUCAAGUUUGAUGUUUGGUCAAAUGACGUCAAUCUGGCCAAUCUGAUGGAGCAGCUGGGAGUGGCUGGAAAGGUCCACCUAUCACAGGCCACUGCCAAGUUCCUGGAUGACCGGUACCGCUGUGAAGACGGACAGGUUGUUGAAAGGAUUGGACCAAGUGUGGUGGCGGAUCAACUGAAAGGCCAGAGGACCUACCUGAUUUCUGGCCGGAGGGAUGAUCUUCACUCUCACUGCAGCUGCUCCCAAAUGGGCUUGUCUGUUCCAGAAGAUCAUCAGUGUCCCAUGCCCAGCUCGCUCACGCCUGAUGGAGCCCCCCCAGCGUGCACUAUUCCUGCAGACAAAACCAAGCCCCCCUGUCUGCCCUGCAGUGUGGCCCUGAUAGCAGGGGAGGAUCAGGUUCUGGAGUUGGUACACAAUGGCUGCCAUGAUGAUCACAAAACCAACAACAGCGAGGACUCUUCAAAUCUAAAGUGCUCCCCAGCAGCUUCUUUUGGGCGCAGCCCCAAGGCGGUGAAUGGCCUGCUCAGUCCUCAGCUGGAAGCUCUGAAUAACAGCCAGACUUCACUGUGUGAGAUGCUGCAGGAAAAGGAGAAGAAGACGUGGAGCGGAGCAGGUAUGGGCAUGGAUCACUCGGCGCUCAUCCCCCUUCGGUCCAAAAACUUCAGAGAAAGGAGUGACGCUCACUUUGUGGAUGUGAUCAAGGAGGACAGUCUUAUGAAGGACUAUUUCUACAAACCUCCCUUAAACAAGUUGAGUCUCACCUUUCUGGAGAGAAGCCUUGAAUCUGCUUACCGGAUAAGCUACCAGGAAGAGGUGGAGAACCAGGCAGCGGUGCGGACGUUUGCCAGCCCGACAUUCAGCUCUUUCCUGGACAUGCUGCUGUGCUGUUUGGUAUUUCUGGCCCUCUCCCUGGCCUGUUUCCUCCGAGCACUUGUUGACCCGCAGAGCAACAAGCUGUCCACACCAGCACUCAUUCUGACAGCUGCAGCUGCACUGCUAGAGGCUCUGGCUCUGCUAUUUGCUAUUCGCAUGGCCUUCUAUCUGGACAGUGUGUUAUCUUGCACUCGAGGGCUGAUGACAGCCAUCUCAGGCUGGAUGGCGCGACACUUCAUUGGAUCAGUUCUAGUGUCUCUUCCCGCUGUGGCAGUCUUCUCACAUGUCACUUGUGAUGUGAAUUUCCCCACUGAGUUCAUCUGCUGCGCCAUUAUCAUAGCUAUUAUUCAGUACUGCAACUUCUGUCAACUCUGCUACUGGAUGCGCUCCACAAUAGCAACACUGGUGGGCCUGGCUAUGGUUACCUUGCUCUUCAGCUCCCCUUGCAGUUUUGCUGUGAACCUGUUUUCAUGGUCUAACACCAACAACAGCAGCAACAACAGCUCCGCUCUCUUCUCUGACUUUCGACCAAUCCCAAACCACGAUCUAGCCCCUGAGGUUUGCGUAGCCUUUUUCCUGCUCCUCGUCUUGGUCUGGUUCCUCAAUCGUGAAUUUGAGGUUAGCUACCGUUUGCAUUACCAUGGCAAUGUGGAAGCUGAUCAACAUCGCAUCAAGAUUCAGAACAUGAGGGAUCAAGCUGACUGGCUGCUUCGCAAUAUCAUUCCAAUCCACGUGGCGGAGCAGCUCAAAGUCACUCAGAGCUACUCCAAGAACCACGACAACGUGGGCGUCAUAUUUGCGAGUAUUGUCAACUUCAGUGAGUUUUAUGAGGAGAGCUAUGAAGGAGGUAAAGAGUGCUAUCGCGUCCUCAAUGAGCUCAUAGGCGACUUUGACGAGCUCCUACGAAAACCGGCGUUCACGAAUAUCGAGAAGAUCAAGACCAUCGGAGCCACGUACAUGGCCGCCUCUGGACUCAAUACUCAGCAGUGUGCGGAUGCAGCUCACCCUCACGCACACCUCCGGGCUCUUUUUGAAUUUGCCCUUGAGAUGAUGCGUGUGGUGGAUGACUUCAACAAAAACAUGCUGGGUUUCGGCUUUAAGCUCCGCAUUGGGUUUAACCACGGUCCUCUGACGGCGGGGGUGAUUGGCACCACCAAACUACUCUACGACAUCUGGGGUGAUACCGUGAACAUCGCUAGCCGUAUGGAUACCACAGGUGUGGAGUGUCGCGUCCAGGUUAGUGAGGAAAGCUAUUGUGUGCUCAGCGGCAUGGAUUAUGAGUUUGAUUAUCGGGGUACAGUGAAUGUCAAAGGUAAAGGACAGAUGAAGACCUUCCUUUAUCCUAAAAGCAGUGACAGUGGCCCUGUGCCUCAGUACCAACUCUCAGUCUCACCAGAGAUCCGAGCACAAGUGGAUGGGAGUAUUGGACGCUCUCCCACUGACGAAAUAGCCAGCAUGGUUCCUACAACCAGCACGUCUGCAAGAAGUGCAAACCCUUUAGUACUCAGUGCUAGCACAGGUUCCUCAAACACAAGAGGACUAAACAACCUGAAAGAGGCAGACAUCUACGGAAGACGUCCUUCCCCAGAAGCUCCUUGCACCAGGCGGUCCAUGUCUCACAGUGGCUUAACAUCCAUACCUGCCAACAACAGCGAAGGAUCAUCUUCAAACAUCUCAUCCCAGGCCCAACACGAAACAUUCCAAAACUCCACUAGGUCUCUGAAAGACAGUAAGAGUGACAAACACAGCAAAGAGGAGGACAGUGAUGCUGGAGAGCUAACCAGGCUUUAAGAAUUUGCUUUGAUGAAUAUGUCUUGUUACAAGUUCUCAACCCUUUAAACAGUAGUUACUGCUCAUUUUGUGUAGAAGUGCUGUACAAUUGUUGAAUGGAAAACUUGCUUUUUCCGUCAGUUCGGGAGGGAAGUUAUUUGCUGUGUGUGUAAAACUUUUAUUUUUUUAAACUUCUGAAGAAAAUAAAAUCAUGAAAAUCUAUAUAAUAGGUUAAAUCCUCCGUUUUUUUGGCAAACGUUGAUGUUUAUCAGUAUUUUUAUGAGUAUUAGUACCCCUGGCUAAAAAUGUUGAUGCGACAUAUGGAUUCUCAUACCAUCAAUGCCUACAGAGAUGCACAUGUCCCAUCAGGUUCUAAUGGGUUGACUGAUUUGAUUAUCACUGCACCUUUAAUCUUGAUUAUUUCUUAUGUCUUUUAAGUGCCUUUAGAAUAGAAUACAAUGUCAACUAGGCCUUUUUAGAAAAAGGGAAUAACAACAUAAAGGGAAAAUUGUAAAUAAAAGUUUUUUUGGGGUAGAAAAAUAGAAAUGCUUUGCUUUUGUUUACUUUACCAACUCUGUUUUGCUACAAUAUUUUUGUCUUUUUACUCUAAGAUGAAAACAAGAAAAUGUGACGCGCUUAAGAAUUUAAAAAAUAAUGUUUCUAAAAGAGGGCAAACAAAUGUGGAUGUGUCAAAGUGGGAACAUUCCUCAUGAGAGUCACAGACGAGACUAAUCAAUACAGGAAAACAAGGAUCAGCUGCAUAUUUUGCGAAUGUAUCUGCAUGCAUGUAAUGUUGUGGGUGUCUGUGUGCUUGUAAAGUCCUAACGGGGAGCCUGACUUGGUCAAACUGCAGGAUUACGGGGACUCUAGGAACUGCUUCGAGGGGCAAAAAAAAAAGUUGCUGAUGAGACAGCCUUUUCUCUGUCAACAGUUUGUGUUGCUUCAAGAUUGACAGACAAUUGCCUGGACGACUCUGAAUCAGCAUGCUUGCAGCAUAUAAAGAUUUCCAGCAUUUCUACCCUCUUAGAAUAGCUGUGGUGUUGUGUAUUUCAAUCUACCCUGCGAGGCACUGCUCUACCUGGGAGGUGUUUUAACUCAUGAUUUCAAAUGGGCUACUAAUGACAUUGUGUGUUUGUUCCUGUGGUUUGAGGUCAUCAAUAAUCAAAGGUUCACAGAUGUUUUUAAAUUGUGUGUUGCAUACAUUUUGAGCUCUUAAGAGGGAGAGUCGCCCUCUACUGUCUGUAAUGAAAGGCAUUGCAGGAGAGCUUGAUGCUUUUGCUGUUUUCAAUCUCUAAACAGCAUGAAACUUAAUGUAAUAACAAUGUAAAUGCAAUGCAGUGUACCAAAUAAAUUGAAUACCUUUUAUUGUAUUUUUUUUCCUUUUUGUUUAAUGAAAAGUUGGUAAGUUUAUUGUUUAGCUGUGCUUUUGCCUUGAUCACUGUUUCUUAGCUAAAGGGAUUGUGUGCUCAGUGACAAAAAGGUUGACCUUCUAAUUAACUAGCUAGUUUUAUUCAUUUAUUUUGAACAUUAUCAAUCUGGGAUUUUAAAGUCAGCACUUAACUAAUUUACAUUAAUUGUAGAAACAGAUUUAUCUAUUUUUGUUGCACAUUCUUAAGAAACUGAGACAUUAAUUUAAACGUUACACUGUUGCUUUGCUUUACUAAAGGUAAGGAUAGGGUAUGAGGUGCCUUUACCUUAUAUGUGUUAUUUUAUUUUAUAAUGUUUUACAGCUUGAAAAACAUGUUUUUUCCUGUCUAUGUUUGGAGCAGUGCCUUUUCUUGAAAUAAUACAAUGAAAUGUAAUAAAAUACACAAUAACAGAAUUUAAAGUGGUAAAAUUAUUGCAAUAUUUUGUCCUCAGUUAUAUGUCAAUAGUUCGGUCGAAACUAUCAAAGAAGCCGUGUUUUGUUGAUGAGCACAGAAUCCUGGUUCAAAAUUAGUUUUCCACAUUUUAAGGACAAAAAUAGCUGUUUAUUUAGGGUUAAAUGCUUGUGUAGCUGAUGACUCUUGACUGUCAUUUAUUCAUUCUCUUUUCAUUAUUAAAAUUGAAAGAUGUGUUGAAACUUUGAGCAUUUUGGUAACAAAAAGUUAUUUUGCAAACACGUUUUGAUUUGGUAUGAUGAGUUGAGCGCAACAUUUAAAUCAACAUUUUGGGAAAACGCUGGUGCCAAAGAGUGUAAUUUUCAUUUCUUGCAAUUUUCUUUUAGAUUUUAUCUUAUUUAAGCUUAAUUUUAUGGUUACAUUUUCUACAGUUAGCGCUCAUUCUACUUAAAGUUAAAUACUAUUGCUCAAAGCUCUUAUUUUCGUGUACAGUAUGCCUUUCUGUUGUAUAAUGUAUGCACACUUUUUUUUGUAUUAUUUAAAUAAUCGCAUGUAUUAAAGUAUUAAAUAGCCUAAAUAUAAUUUUAAUCAUAUUAAUGUAAUGCUUUUAAGUUCUGUUUCCUUGUAUACGUGUUAUACUAUAUGUUUUUUUUAAAGCAGAUGUUUUGUGGGCUUUGGGAAUAAUUAUUAUUUGGAGGAAUGUGAUUUUACAUUUCUUUUAACUUUCAUUUGAGCAAAAAAUGAAAAAAAGGUAUAGCUUUGGUCAAAAAAUCUUUUUAAUUUUAAUUUGCCAAAUAAAAUGAAGAUAAACUACAAGAUUUUCACUUUAAGGCUGUGUUGAAUUAGUUUGCAAUAAUGUAAGUGUUGUUAAGUUUAUUAGAUUUUUUUAUGUUUUUGUAUAUAGCACUGGAAAAGAUGUGUUGCUUGGUAAUUCUGUACAGAUGUUUUAAAAGUUUCCAUAAAAUAUACUAACUUUUGUUCAACAAAA